Messenger RNA from Kwoniella mangroviensis CBS 8507, 789 nucleotides. RefSeq lists its product as uncharacterized. NCBI's taxonomy places the organism in Eukaryota, Fungi, Basidiomycota, Tremellomycetes, Tremellales, Cryptococcaceae. The record is from RefSeq and is a predicted model, not a curated record. The coding region runs from base 1 to 789 and encodes 262 amino acids. The transcript has 3 exons.
AUGUCAUACAACGAUAUACGAUGUCGACUUUUCGCUUUAUUCGGGUCACGAUAUUCUACUAGGUGCAAGCGUGGUUCAGUUUCCGAGUCCAACCCAUCAAGAUACACAGAUACACCAGCUGAUGUGAGUGGAUUGGAGAAAAGAGGUGGUACAGCACCGGAUGGACUGGUUUUAGCGGACUGGCAAACAUAUUUAUCGUAUGUUACCACCAUCAACGAUACACCAUAUACUGUCACUACGAUAGCCAAUCUUCCCUUGACCUACUACGGACCUUCCAUACCGCUCGGUGACGGCUGGACUUACGGUGGACUGACCUCCCUUACUGGAACCGAUAAUCUUGCUCCACCAAUGACCGAAACACCUGUGCCAUCGACUGACAUCGAAGACAGCCCCUCACCCACUGUCACCGCCCUUUCGAGCCAAGGAUCUACUGCGAGCAGUUCAACAAGUCUUCCUACAUCCUCGAGUGAUCCAAUCACUACAUGCCGAUCCUCCAUUCAGUCUGCAACUUUCACCCCCUCCACCCACACUCCAACCUCCGUGUCACCCAUCACCUCCUCCCCUUCCACCACUUUCGCCCCCGACACCAUCAACGAUCCUCCCCCUGUUCCUACUCAGCCCAUUGACCCUAUUCCUACCGACUCGGAAGGUCGAACCCUCCUCGGUCCCUUACUCGGUGCACUGAUACCUCUAGCUCUUGCCAUCCUGGUGAUUCUGAUCUUCUUCUGUGUAUACCACAAAAAUCGGCAUUCUCGCGAAUCAAAAUUCUUCAGUCUUUUCUCUAAAUGA